This is a messenger RNA of Schizophyllum commune H4-8, 2130 nucleotides long. RefSeq lists its product as uncharacterized. Bases 1 to 2130 code for a protein of 709 amino acids. The record is from RefSeq and is a predicted model, not a curated record. The transcript is spliced from 10 exons. Lineage: Eukaryota; Fungi; Basidiomycota; Agaricomycetes; Agaricales; Schizophyllaceae.
AUGGCCUCUGAACAAGCACCACCUGGAGAGGGUUCUACCUCUGAGCGCGCACCGACGUCUGGGCUUGUGAUGAGGACAUGGUUUGGGACCGAUUCGUCGACAACGCAACCCCAGGUUCAGCAUCACAACCCGCGCUCAGCUGCCAGAGCAGCAGCUGUGCAGAAGAAGAAACCACAACUAGAAACUGCUCAGAAUACAAAUACGUACCGUGUCAUCCACCCGUCAAGUACGAUAGGGAACACCCAGUCGCAGGCGAUGGCGCCACCGCCGAUCCCGUCUCAUGCACCUUAUCUUCCUGCUCGUCGGAUGGACCAUCGUGAAGUGCAAGUCCCGCGCGUCACUGGAAAACGUGCUACGGAUACUCGCGACAGAGAUGCCGAAUCCUCCACGGCGUCUGCGUCUACAUCGCAACAAAGCGGCCAGGUCUCUCUGAACGCGAGCACAAGCGCGGGACAUAUAGGCAGUAGACCUGGUGGUUCAUACACACAAGUGACGCAUGAGCAACCAAAUCAGCAGCCUAUUGCUACAGAUCUGCGGCUUUCUCAGCGUCUCCGCCUCGAUCCCCUUGCAUCAUCAGGUCGACUUCGCCCUGCAUCGUGGACAUCGUCAAGCUCGCAAUGUUCGUCACAGUCUGCCGCCCGUUUGCCAGAAAUCGUGCCCACAGAGGGUUUCCCCGAGGAUGAUAUGGACAUCGACGGCCUUGAAAGUAUAUCCAUGCAAGGAACCGGCACAGGCAAAUAUCAUGGUGGAAAAGGAACAACUGGCCAAGGGACGACUAACGCAAAGGAAGUCAACAUGCACGCGGAAAAUGGCUUCAACGCUGGCUGGCGGCGCUUCGGCCCUGUUGGCAGGGACAUUGCGGACUAUGUCUCGCACUAUCCAUCCACACCGAAAAUCGACUGGCCGUCUGAGCUGACGACAAUCGCGCCCUUCCUCCCGGACGAACGCUUCGCAGACGAAGUGAGGAACAAGCUGCAAAGGCACCAGAAUUAUCUCGAGAACGCGACGAAGAAGUUUCGCAGUUCAAGGGAGCGUCCGGACCUAUGUAUGCAUGUGCCGUACAAGGAUGCGCGCGACGCCAUGAGGCAAAUACGGGAGUGCAUGAAGAAGGGUAUCCCUCUUGCCUUCGAUGACUUCCCGGACUCCGUCCUUUUUGCUUCUACGCGGAGCAGUGCCGCUGAUGGUGACCCCUUCAUGGACCCCAUUCGAUGGAGCCAAGAUUACAACAAAGGCAACAUAGGCGCGUGUCUGCCCACGCCGCGCACAUUCAGAGACUCAGCAUUGCGAGAGGCUAGAAACUCGCGUCCGGUCGUCACCGCCACUCUCUCAGACUUCAAGGAGUGGCUGAAGUCGCCGUGCAUCAUACGCGGUAUCUCGGACGUGCCGUGCGGGCUGCGGCAAGCAGACGAUAUCACAGACCGCAUCUCGGACAAUGUCGUCCAGAAUCGCCAAGACAGGUUCGGAAAAGGCUAUCGCGGGCAUCGCAUUAUCGUCCACAGCAUGAUGAGCAACGAUUGGUUCGAUGUAUCCACGGCCGGUUUCUUAACGUUCGGUCACAUCGACUAUAGCGGCGUGGCUAGAACCGUUCAUGUGCGCGGCAGUGGGAUGCAACAGAUCAUCAUCUUCUCCUCCCGAGCACUGCCAAUCGCGCCUUCGGACGCCUCGCGAGAGGAACGCAAAGAACUUCAGAAGCAGCUACUCACCGGUAUUACCGAGCUGGCCCAGGCGGCAAACAACAGCAAUCUCGAAACGCGCGCAGAGGCGCGGGCUCGCAAAGGCAAGGCAGCGGAAACGGGCUCCAAGGACGGAGAUGUCCCGUCGACAAGUUCGAUUGCAAAUCCAGACAAGAUAGACGGAUGCAUCCUCGAGCUUCGGCCAGGGAUGAAAUUGUACCAGCCCUCGGGAACAGUGUUCGCUACCUAUACUCCUGUUCCCACCGCGACCGCCGGGAAACGUUUCUUUACCUAUGGCGACCUCCACCGUGUCGAGCUAUUUCGCAGGGUCCAGUAUUCGAAGGAUGGACGAAAGAGGAAUGAGCACAACUGCGGCGUGCAGCUCACGCUGAUGGCGAUGGCCGCCGGCCUUCCAUCGCGAACCGCGAACAAAGAAGGCAAGCUCACCCAUCUUUGA